GACAUUAUCGCGCACUUCAAACGUAUUUUUUUGUUUGCCCAUCACCGAAAACACCCCAUUUUUGUUGAAGCUAUUUAUUUUUCGUGCGAAAAUGGAGACCUGCCAGUGCGACCUUUGCGCCGCGGCGGUGAAGAGAACCACCGGGUUCCGCACCAUCGGCGCCUACAGCGUGGUGAGGCGGCACGAGCCCAUACCGUACCGCGUGCGCUGGGGCAGGAGCCGGGUCGAUCCGUUCAAGAACCUGAACUUCGGCAGGGCCAUCGUGUAUCCGACGGGACCCCAGCGGGAAUUCGACGGGAAGAUCUCACCCAGGUGGAUACCGGCCAAUGACUUCGUCUCGCAGAAAUCCGUGGCGCAGAACGAGAACAACGAUUUGCUGGAGAGGCCUUUUUGAACGGUGGAUGUACUUUUUUGUUGUUAAUAAAAUGAGCCAUGAUUGAAAUUGAGAGGUUAAUUUAGGAAAAGUCGGUUAAUAAAUCCAAUAAAGCGGAUAUCGAUGAAUGCAAAACGAGAAAAACCCGAAACUUUUGGUCCGUUUUUUUAUCUCCUCUCCUGUUUCGCCUUUUUGGAAUUUUUCUCUCUAAAUGACUGUCGAAAAGCCGAACGGAAUAUUCUUCGUAUUUGCUUUCCGGAGAGGGAAAAGUAAGUCGCCCGGCCGAGAUUAUCAAGUCGAAAGUUGCCCGGAAAACUUUUAAUGAGCAACCGGAAACAGUUGUGGAAAGGCAAAAAAGUUAAUAUUUUAUUAUUAGCUUUUAAC
This is a messenger RNA of Phyllotreta striolata, 757 nucleotides long. NCBI's taxonomy places the organism in Eukaryota, Metazoa, Arthropoda, Insecta, Coleoptera, Chrysomelidae. The record is from the annotation of a GenBank genome assembly.